AUGAUGUACGAAAUGACAGAUACCGACCACAUCCUCACCAAGGCGAGGUACGGUAACCCUCGGAGACCCUUACUUAUCUGUGGACUGGUAGCCUUGGUAUUGGGACUCGUCUUUGGCCUGAUCUUAGGUCGCUUUGGAUUAUGUCCGGAUAACGAACCCGUACCAGCUCCACAGACAGAUGGAGUGUUUCUACCCGGUGUUUCAAAACAGAUUGUUCAAGAUGGCGACCCAUCGAUUAGUGAUUUACUCAUCAAUAGCAUCAGUAGUGAAAACAUCAGGCAAUACCUACGGGACCUGUCUGAGCUACCCCACCUGGCGGGUACGAAGGCUGACUACCGCCAGGCUAAAGACCUACACGACUUCUGGAGACAAGAGGGACUGGACGAGGUGUAUAUCACGCCGUAUGACGUCCUACUGUCUUACCCCAAUGUCACUGAUGACGACAUGAUGAACAGGAUAGAACUGAUCAAUGCCACUGGCGGGAUAGUGUACCAGUCUCCUCUAAGGGAAGCCAUUCUACAUCCGAGUGAGAACAAAAGCGGUGUGGUGCCACCCUUCAAUGCCUACUCUCUUCCAGGGGAUAUCACCUCGGAACGACUUUUCUACGUAAACUACGGCAGAGUAGAGGACUACAAUGUUUUAAUUACCAAGCACUCUGUAAACAUAAAUGGAAGCAUCGUCAUAGCACGUUACGGCAAGAUAUUCCGGGGGGACAAGGUGAAACUUGCAGCAGAUCAUGGCGCCGUAGGUAUAAUCAUCUUCUCUGACCCAGCUGACUACACAUUAGAUGGCGACACUUCACGUGUCUAUCCGGACGACUGGUGGCUCCCUCCGACGGGAGCACAACGGGGUACAACCUAUCUUGGGAUUGGGGACCCGUUGACUCCUGGCUACCCGGCAGUAGAGACAGCUUUCCGACUGGAAGCGAACAGUUCCGAGGCCCAGCUUCCGACGAUUCUAGCCCAUCCUAUCGGAUAUGGAAUUGCGCAGAAGAUCCUUGAACAGAUGUCUGGCGAUGAGGUAACAGAGGACUGGAAAGGCAAACUUAACCUUACCUACAGAUAUGGUGGCAAAAUGAAGGAGAAUGGAUGGACGAUUCGGAUGUUUAUUUCUACCCAGAACGAGAUGCGCAGAACCUACAACGUAUUUGGUAUCAUCCGGGGAGCUAUUGAACCAGACAGGUACGUGUUAAUGGGAAACCAUAGAGAUGCGUGGGUGUUUGGCGCCAUUGAUCCAUCAGGUGGUACGGCCGUUAUGAAAGAAAUCUCCAGAGUAAUGGGCAACUUGGUAAAGCAAGGGAAAUGGCGGCCUCGUCGUACUAUCAUAUUCUGUAGCUGGGGUGCGGAGGAGUAUGGACUUAUCGGCUCCAGUGAGUGGGUUGAGCAAUACGUGAAGAGCCUGGCUGCCCGAUCCCUGGCUUACGUUAACGUGGACAUCGCCGUGGAAGGAAACUAUACGGUAGCCAUAUAUGGAACUCCACUUAUGUAUCACAGUCUGUACGACGCUACUAGAAAGGUGGAAAAUCCAAAUCCAGAGGACAUUGCCAAAGGGAUGAAGACAGUGUAUGAUAAAUGGGUCUACACCAGUGCAACAAAUAGCUCUUCCAGACCAAAAAUUCCAUCGCUUGGAGCCGGGAGUGAUCAUGCCAAGUUUGUGCAGUUUGUUGGACUUCCUUGUGUCGAUAUGUCUUACUCGUACGAUACGAAGAAGUAUGAUUUAGGCUCCUAUCCACUGUAUCACUCUGUGUACGAAACUUUCUACGCAGUGGACAAGCUCAUAGACACAGGAUUCAAGCACCACAAAGCCCUGGGCCAGGUAGUUUCUGAAGUUUGUCGAAACCUGGCGGACAGUCUCAUCAUUCCCUUCGAUGUAAAUGACUUUGCUGACCAGCUUGAAAACAUGGUCAGCAGCCUUGACAACGAGUACGGUAAACUACUCAGAGACAAUGGAGUUCGAUUUGAAUGGCUCCAACAAGCAGCGCAAAAUUUCACAAAUGAGGCCAAAAGGUUCACUGAUCUGGUAAACAACGUCAACAAAAAUGAUCCUUUUGCCAUUCGACAAAUCAAUGACCAGCUGAUCCAGUUGGAAAGAGCCUUUAUGGAUCCCGCUGGACUUCCGAACAGACCUCUCGCUAGACACAUCUUGUUUGCCGCGAGCAGUGUAAACACCUACUCGGGAAGCAGUUUCCCUGGGCUGGUCGACGCUCUAUUUGAGAUUGAGAAAUUGCCUUCUGCUGACCACGCACGAAGAUGGAAUGUGGUCAAGAAACAUUUCUCUGUCAUUGUGUUUACUGUAGGGUCGGCUCAGUCUACUCUCCGGGAAGUCACAAAGUUCAUGCCGGACUGA
Messenger RNA from Ylistrum balloti, 2346 nucleotides. RefSeq names its product putative N-acetylated-alpha-linked acidic dipeptidase. Bases 1 to 2346 code for a protein of 781 amino acids. Gene Ontology annotation, molecular function: carboxypeptidase activity. The transcript is spliced from 18 exons. Lineage: Eukaryota; Metazoa; Mollusca; Bivalvia; Pectinida; Pectinidae. The record is from RefSeq and is a predicted model, not a curated record.